AUGUACCGCCUUCCCAAUGUAAGGCCAAGAGUUAACGAAACCGUUCGUCAGCAGCUCAAGCGCCUCUAUGGAGCUCACAAAACUCUCGGUUACAACGAAGGCCGCAAGUUAUCGUACAACAACGUUGAGUGUGCAAACAACGAGAUGACUCUCAUUUACGUCAGCACACCAUAUCCAUGGACAUGUGGCUCAAAUAAGAUGCCAUCUUCAACAGACGUCAACGCUGAACACAUUGUUCCACAGAGUACAUUUGAUAAGAAGGAGCCAAUGAAAUCAGAUAUACACCAUCUCUUUGCCAGCCCUUCAAAGAUUAAUAACAUGCGUGGAAACUUACCAUACGGUGAAUUAGAUCGCAACACCUGCAAGUACUGGUGCAACAAGAACCAGUGCCAGAAUUCUAAGCCUUCGAACCCAGCAGAAUACGAUUGCAUCUCAGCAACAAACUUCAUGCCAAUCGACCAAGAUAAAGGUCGUGUAGCUCGCGCAAUCUUUUACUUCUACACUGUAUACGACCAGUACGACAUCUCAAGUAAGUUCGAUGUAGCCCUCCUUAAGAAGUGGAAUUCGAACAAUCCUCCACAAGCAUUCGAAAUUGCUAGAAACGACCGCGCUAACAAGACACAAGGCAACAGAAAUCCAUACAUUGACGAUUUCACACUCGUUGAUAAGGCUUUCUAA
Trichomonas vaginalis G3 is the source of this 678-nucleotide messenger RNA. RefSeq names its product endonuclease I family. Gene Ontology annotation, molecular function: nuclease activity. NCBI's taxonomy places the organism in Eukaryota, Parabasalia, Trichomonadida, Trichomonadidae. The coding region runs from base 1 to 678 and encodes 225 amino acids. The record is from RefSeq and is a predicted model, not a curated record. The transcript has a single exon.